Oryzias melastigma (Indian medaka) is the source of this 3594-nucleotide messenger RNA. RefSeq names its product extracellular matrix protein FRAS1. The record is from RefSeq and is a predicted model, not a curated record. Gene Ontology annotation, molecular function: protein binding. Lineage: Eukaryota; Metazoa; Chordata; Actinopteri; Beloniformes; Adrianichthyidae.
CAUGGCGAACAGUGGCAGAAGGACGACUGCACCACCUGUGUGUGUGAAAGGGGCAAGUCAAAAUGCCACACAACCACCUGCCCCCAAAUAAAUUGUGACAAGGGUCAGACCAACGUGAGGCGUGUAGGUCAGUGCUGUGAGCAGUGUGUAGCUGCCAAGGGAAGCUGCCUGUACCAGGAUGCAGUCCGUUACCAUGGAGACAUGUGGAACAUCACAGAUUGCGAGUUCUGCAUGUGUGACCAGGGGAAGGUCCUCUGUCGGACAGCUGAAUGUGGACGGGUUGAAUGCCCCCAGGAACUGGAGCUUGUUCACCUGCCGGGAAAGUGCUGCCCUGAGUGCUCACAGCGGAAAGCUCACUGCGUGCACAGAGGGAAAUCCUACAAGGACUCGGCUCGUUGGACUGACGGCGGCUGUCGGGACUGCGAGUGCAGAGAUGCCCAGGUGACUUGUUAUCUGAGAACCUGUCCCACGUGCCCUCCAGGCACCUUAGCCACCAUCAAGGAAGGCCAGUGCUGCCCCGACUGUCAGCCAGUUCAGUGCCAUAAGGACUGCCUGUCAUGUUUGGAAACUCCGGAUAACUGUGAGAGCUGCAGGGACCCUACAGCCUACCUGCAUCUCGGCCGCUGUCUUUCCAUCUGCCCAGCUGGCUUCUAUGCUGAAGGACAAGUCUGUGAAGCCUGUCCACCCUUUUGCGCCACCUGCUGGAGCAGGUUGGACUGCCAGAGCUGCAGCUCCCAGCAGCCUCUGCUGAGCAUGGACAGCAGUCGGUGUCUGGUGGUCUGUCCUCCUGGGUCAUACCAAAGCAACGGCACCCAAUGUCGCCGCUGCCAUGAGUCCUGUGCUGAGUGCGGCGGCCCAGGUCUGCACGACUGCGCCUCAUGUUCGGACCCGGCUGCUCUGUUGAGGAAUGGCCAGUGCGUCCCAGACUGCGGCGCCGGGUUCUACAGUCAAUACGGUGUUUGCUACGCUUGUGACUCGUCCUGCACCUCCUGUUUCCCCAACAACCCCAACUGCAUGAGCUGCCCUCCAGGAGCUGCUUUGCAUCAUGGGAAAUGCGUAACUCAGUGUCCACCUCGGCAUUACCAGGAUGACCACCUCAGAUGCAGAGUCUGCUACAGCUCCUGCUCCUCAUGCUGGGGUCCCUCCAUGUCCCAGUGCACAUCUUGUCCAAGUGGAUUCCACCUUCACCAGGGCCAGUGUGUGGAGAGCUGUGGGGAGGGGCUGUACGACCAGCACACUAGCUGCCACAACUGCCACCCCUCCUGCCGUUCCUGUGUGGGACCACUGGCCUCAGACUGCCUCCGCUGCCGGAAGGCAGAUGAAGUGCUGCAACCAGCAUCCCUCCACCUGGAGAGCGGCAUCUGCAUGGCGAGAUGUGCAUCACACAGCUUCCUGGAUGAAAGGCGUACAUGCAGAGAGUGUCAUCCAUCCUGCCUGGACUGCACGGGGCCGUCUGCUGAAAACUGCUCCUCCUGCUCCCCUCCGCUCAGCCUGCAUGAGGGGAGCUGCCUCCUCUCCUGCCCUCAAGGCUUCUUCAUGCAGGAAAACCAGUGCCAAGGAUGCCAUCCGUCCUGUCAGACUUGCUCAGGUCCAUCCCAGGCUGACUGCAUUUCCUGCCCUCCACUGGCCUCCUUGCACAGUGGCUACUGCAGAACACGCUGCCAGGAGGGGCUUUUCCUGGAUGCCUCCAGUGGGGAGUGUCGCAGGUGCAGUGCAGAUUGCCAGCGCUGCACAGCAGACCUGCAGACCAGCGUCGGCAGCAUUUGUCUAUGGUGUACAUCAGAAAGAAGCUGGCUGCUGGGGGAUCACUGCGUCUCUCUGUGUCCUGCUGGCCAUUAUGGCCUCCAGGGAGCCUGCAUCAAAUGUCAUCCAUCGUGUGAGACCUGCCAUGGGGCGGGGCCUCUCUCUUGUACUUCCUGUCCCCCUCCCAGAGUUCUCUUGGCCUCGGGUCUCUGUGCUCCCAAAUGCCCUUUGGGUUAUUAUGACGACGGUCAUCGAACCUGCCACGCAUGUGACAGCCAGUGUCUCUCAUGUGACAUGGGCGGAGUCUGUACAUCCUGCCGUGACCCCACAAAGGUGCUGCUGUUCGGAGAAUGCCAGUAUGAUAGCUGCGCCCAUCAGUACUACCUCAACACCACAACUCACGCCUGCCAAGAGUGCGACUGGAGCUGCAAUGCCUGCAAAGGUCCUCUGCGCAGUGACUGCCUGCAGUGCAUGGAGGGACAUGUGCUGCAGGGUGGAGUGUGCACCCAGGACUGUUCAUCUGGCUCUUAUCAGGAUGGAGGCAGAUGUCUCGGCUGUGACGAUCACUGUCUGCACUGUCGGGGGCCUGGACAGUGCCAGGAAUGCCAGCCCCCUUACGCCAUCCUGGAGGGACAGUGUGUGCUCCAGUGUGGCAGGAACCACUUCCUUGAUUCCUCCUCCAAAGUGUGCAAGUCCUGUUCAUCAGACUGUGUGCUGUGUGACGGGGUCGGCCGCUGCAGAGCAUGUGCUGAUCAGACGUACCUCAUGGAAGGGUAUUGCACCCCUGACUGUGGACAUGGAUAUUAUCCAGACCGGAGGACCCGAGUCUGUCGUGUGAACACCCACAACUCCAUCCUCCAUGUGAACAGUUCACUGCUGGUUCCCCUGGAUGGGUCAGCCCCCCUGCUGCCUAGCCUGCUGCAGGUGAGGGGGGCAGAUGUUCAUUAUGAGGGGCUCAACCUGCAGCUCGUUGACCCUCCUACAAACGGACGCCUGACCCUGUUCACGGAGGAGGUUGGGACAAAUGGACAAGAACUGAAGAGGGACGACACUUUUACGUGGACACAGCUGAGACUGGGCCGGGUCUGGUUCAGACACCACAGGGUCAAGGCCAGGACUGGUGAGUUCUCCUUACAUGUUGCUGAACCCCAGAUGACUCCCCAGCUAGCAACCAUUCCGGUUCAAGCAGUGUCUAUGCAGCCUCCCAGGGUAGUGACACUCGCUCCUCUGUCCGUGGGGGGCCGUGGCAGCCGAGCAAGUCUGUCUAAGUUGGUUCUGAAUGUUGAAGACCCAGACAACCCCGCUGAUGUCUUGGUCAUGGUUGUUGCGCCACCACGUCAUGGGCGGCUGACCCGUCUCCAUGGCGAUCGUGGCCUGAAUAGGUUCAAGCUGGAGGAGCUGUCCAGGGAGCAGAUCCAGUACCUCCAUGACGGCUCUGAGCACAUGGAGGACAACAUGGUGCUGCAAGUCAAUGAUGGCCAUAGCUACAAGAACAUCCUGCUGCAGGUGCAUGUCGCUCACAAGUCCCACACACUCUUUCAACCCAAAACCUGGGUAAGGGAGGGGGGGACGGUGCAGCUUGACAGGAAGUAUCUGCAGGCGGAGUAUAAAGGAGUCCGCUCUGACGAGCUUGUCUACAGCAUCCUGACUGCAGAGGGACGGCCCCGAUACGGUGAGGUGGUUUUGGUGUCCAUGCCUGCCGACAGCCCACCUGAUGGCUGGCAGCCCUCCCUGGUGGACGAGCGAGGCUUCACGCGUACAACCUCUUUCACCCAGCAGGAUGUGAACGAUGGCACCGUCUGGUACCGCCACUUUGGCUCUGGUCACAACAGUGACUCCUUCCAGUUCCAG